AUGGCAAAGAUGCAUUCUAGCGGAAGAGGGCGCUCUGAAAGCGUUAAACCAUACGACACUGCAUUCCCGACAUGGCUGACAAAGUCGGUUGACGAGAUCAAGGCCGAUGUGGUCCAGAUGGGGAACAAGGGGGUUCCUGCACCUGAAAUAGGGAAGAGGCUGAGGGACGAGUAUGGAGUUGGAAAUGCAAGGGACGUCCUUGGGUGUGACAUCACGAAGUUUCUGGAGAAGAAUGGGGUAGUUCCGAAGAUCCCCUUUGACCUUGAGUCUCUUGUCCGCCGUGCGAACACGCUCCGAAGCCAUCUGAACAUCUACAGGAAGGACAACUCUGCAAAGUACAGGCUUAUCCUUGUCUCAUCCCGGAUGUAUCGUGUUGCAAGAUACUACAAGCGCACAAUGAGGAUUCCUGGGAACUGGAAGCCAAAGCUCGUUGAACUCAUUAAAUGA
Molecule: messenger RNA, 447 nt
Organism: Encephalitozoon hellem ATCC 50504
Lineage: Eukaryota; Fungi; Microsporidia; Unikaryonidae
Product: 40S ribosomal protein S13
Exons: 1
Coding region: 1-447 (148 amino acids)
Biological process (GO): translation
Cellular component (GO): cytosolic small ribosomal subunit; ribosome
Molecular function (GO): structural constituent of ribosome; small ribosomal subunit rRNA binding
Source: RefSeq, a predicted model, not a curated record